Ostrea edulis (European flat oyster) is the source of this 9889-nucleotide messenger RNA. RefSeq names its product regulator of G-protein signaling 7-like. The transcript has 16 exons. The record is from RefSeq and is a predicted model, not a curated record. Bases 1333 to 2832 code for a protein of 499 amino acids. Gene Ontology annotation, biological process: intracellular signal transduction; G protein-coupled receptor signaling pathway; regulation of G protein-coupled receptor signaling pathway. Lineage: Eukaryota; Metazoa; Mollusca; Bivalvia; Ostreida; Ostreidae.
GGCAUCAGUUCUACACGCUGUUUAGUAGCCAACCAUUAUCCUACGUGCGUAUCGAUCGACUCAGCAAAACCAUUCAAUAUGUUUAUGAUAUUCAAAAUGGCGCGUACGAGGAACUUCUGCAUGCGGUGGUUCGACGCCCUCGCUCCGUCUGUGAAUUGGUUGUGUUUGACCAGUGUAUGUGCAGGUAUUUAGCCACGGUCUUUACUGAUAUGAUGUUUAGGAAUGCUAUUGUGUGUUUUUGUUGAAAUCGGAUCUAAUUAGCUUCUACUGAAUCUCAAAACUUGCUUCAGCUGCAGACGAGAGUAGAAGGGGGUCUCUCUCGCGCGCGAGUGAUUACAAGAUUUUUUUCUCUCGUUUCUCCAGAUUCUCUUUUAUCUGAUUAAAUUGAAUGAGACCAUAUUGCUUAAUUUGACUAUUGAUUGUCGUGUUCUGGGAACCCCUUCGAGCCCCUACACUAACGUGUAUGACAAUGCGACUAUUGAGUGCAAAGUAUGUUUGCUCGAGGGCUUCAAAUAAUUGAUUCAAAUCAUGUUUUAAUCGUGGAAACUGGUAAUUAAAAUUCUUGUGUACAUAGAAGUGUUUGAAUUUUAAAACUCUGAAAAGAAAAUGUAUUUACCGACCGAUAAGCGCUUGUAUUAUUUCGUGUUUCUGCUGCUGAUAUGAAUUUGAGAAAAGGGUUCGAUGAGUGUUUCUAACACAGUGAUACAAGAUGCUUCUCGUUUCUGCGGAGAUGAAAAUCGAGUUUAAUUGCAAGGAAUUCUAUUUGAAAUAUCUUGUUUCCAGAUCAAUCAAUUAAAAGGAGAGAGGGAGAAAAAAAUCAGAAAUAGAUGUACGCUGCAAAGAAAAUGGAUUGGCAAAACAAUUUGUCAGCAGUGUGCGAAGCAAACUCGGGCGAUUGGCAAUCGGAGUGAUCGCGAAAACUCGUAUGGUGUUUUAACAGAUUCGCAUUACAUUUUUCAGCGAGUUCAAUAAAAAAGGGAAAGAAAUGUGUUAAACGUUCUCCCCUCACUGGAUGAUUAUUUGCACAUUGAAAGAGUGGGAAAAAGCCUUUCUUCCGUGGACGUCAAAAGAUUUCAAAGUGGUGUUUUAUUGGCAGUAUCCGCGAGAUUAUUACAGUCAGUGCAUCGGAUGCCUUGGACCAGCAGAUGGAAUAUUGAUCCAAUAGUGUGUGGAUGUCCAAAAAGAGUGUGCUUCCCGAAAUAAAAAAAAAAAUCAGACUGGGAAAUAAAUCUGGAAAAAAAAUGAUUUUUCUACCCAGUAAAAUUCAAAAAGGCUGUUCUUUGUUGAUAUACAUGUGUAAUUGAAAGCUGAUCUGAGAGAUCUUUACAAGCAAUGGCGUUGACUUCAAGUAGACCUUUGUAUAAACAGCGGACAGAAUCGCUGCCAAACACGCUUACGUCUGUAAUGUUUGGAAAUGGACAGAUCAACCCAGAAGAUAAUCCAAACUAUCUAGUGUAUAAAAAGAUGGAGCACAUCGUGGAGAUGAUGCAGGAUGAGAGUACCGGGGUAUCUGUCAGAACGGUCAAAAGUUUUAUGUCCAAAGUGCCAAGUGUAUUUACAGGUGCUGAUUUAAUCACAUGGAUUAUGAAGAACAUCGAUGUGGAGGAUCAAGUGGAGGCAGUUCACGUGGCAACCCUAAUGGCUUCUCAUGGCUACUUUUUUCCGAUUGACGACCACUACCUGAUCGUGAAGAACGACAACACAUACUACAGAUUCCAGACGCCGUGUUUUUGGCCAUCAAGGUGCGGAGAACCAGAAAACACAGAUUAUGCUGUAUACUUAUGCAAGAGAACAAUGCAAAACAAACAGAGACUGGAACUAGCAGACUAUGAGGCAGAGAAUUUGGCAAGACUCCAGAAGAUGUUCUCCAGAAAGUGGGAGUUCAUAUAUAUGCAAGCCGAAGCACAAGCAAAAGUGGACAAAAAAAGAGAUAAAUUGGAGAGGAAGGUCUUAGAUAGCCAGGAGCGCGCUUUUUGGGAUGUCCACAGGCCGGUGCCCGGAUGUGUAAAUACAACAGAGGUGGACAUAAAGAAAGCGUGUCGAAUGAAUCGGCACUCCAAGCUGACUCGUGUAAGUAGCAUGCCAAAUUACGCAGUGCCUGGGGGUAGGCUGAGUCCUAGUAUAUCCGAGGCUGAAUUAUGUAACCCGUGUGACAAUAUACGACACGAUAUAAGUCUAUUAAGAAAGAAACUAGAAAAAAGAAGAGUUAAAAUAUCAAAAGUUACAGAGAGUUAUUUAGCGUAUUAUGAGCAGUUUGCUGAAUAUGAUGCUUUUAUUACGGCUCCUGACCCGGCCAAUCCCUGGAUCUCAGACAGCACAGACUUCUGGGAGCAGGAAAAAACCCUAAAUCCACGAGAUAUUCCACAGCGAAGAGUAAAGCGAUGGGCGUUUAAUAUAGACGAACUUCUCCAAGACCCCGCGGGAAAGGAUCAAUUUAGUAAAUUUUUAGACAAGGAAUUUAGUGGGGAAAAUCUAAAAUUUUGGUUGGCUUGUAAAGAAUUGAAAGGUUUACCUAUCAGGGAAGUCCAUCGCAAAGUACAUGAAAUAUUUACGGAAUUUCUGGCACCUGGUGCACACAAUCCAGUCAAUGUAGACGGGACUAUCACAGAACUUGUCAGGAACCGGAUGGAGGUUAACCCGACAAGAUAUGUUUUUGAUGAAGCUCAGGACCAUAUAUUCAAAUUAAUGAAGAGCGACAGCUACAGUCGAUACCUACGAUCUGACCAAUAUAAGGAAUUCCUAAGUGGCACGCGGAAAAAACUUGUUCGUAUGAAGGUCGGUUUUUAUUUUCGUUCUAGAUGUGCUGUUAACUACCACAGUGUAUCAUUAUAAUGCUAAACCUAAUGUUGUCAUAUAGCUAUGCAUAGCUUCAAAAAUUGACAAAGUUUGUCAUAUUUGAGCCUCAUAUCUAUACAAGAGAGUGUGUACCUUUCACAUCUAUAACUAUUCUUUAGUAGGAGAUUUUUUCUUUUUUACCCUUUCUCAAACUUUUAAAUUCUUGCUGUCAUUUGCAUUCAUAUCUAAAACCAGAUAUUAAAUAUACAUGUACACUAUGUACAAAUUACGAUAUUCAUAAAGAACUAGGACCAUUUAACAGCCUAAUUUGGCCCAAAUUCUGAUCGUAUCUUUGAAUCACAUGACAGAAAUUUUUGUAUAGAUUUGAUAUUAUACUGCAAAAUAUUCAAAACUUGUUUGUAAUUCUAAGUAUGAAUCAUAAGUGUGUUGUGUAGAAUUUCACAAAUACAUACCUGUCCACCCACAUGUCUAGACCACUAUGAAUUUCAGAUGGGUUAAUUAUCGUAAUAUGAAAUUCCCAAUACGCUCAUGCACUAUUAGUUACCACAGAAACUUUCUCUUAGAAUAAAGUAGAGUGAGUGUGUGUUAAUCAUGAAAAUGGAAAGGAACUUGAUAGAAUCCUUAAAAUCUUUUGGAUAUUAUUCAGGAGUGGAUUACUUUUUAAGUGUUGCUCUUGUAUAAGAAUUUAUCCCUGUGUUUUAUAUUCAUAUUUCUUUUUUUGUGCGGCCAAGAUCGAAAAUGGGUGUAGUUUAUAUUGUUUUUGUAUUUCUUUGUCCGCAGUUUAACUUUUAUUAUAACUUUUGAAAUGUGUAUACAAGAUAAUUGCACCCCAUCGUACAUGAUGAACUGAAGGUGAAAAGCUAUGUGAUUGAUAAAAAUUUAGGAUUAAAGUAAUUUUCCAAUUGACCACAAUUAAACUUGGCCACGCAAAAGUUACAAUUACAAUUAGUAAUUCGAGCUUCAAGAUUGGAGCUCCCUGCUGUUUUCUUCAACAGACUGUAAUCUUUUUCCAAGUCAAGCUGGCUUCGUAUCUUCUACAUUUUCAAGCCCAGUUUCUAACCCUCUUCAUGUCAUGCUUGGUUGCUUGUCUUAAUUUUAUGAAUUGAUCUUUAAACCGUCCCCUAAUUUCUUUAAAAAUAGAACUUUUUUUCCAAAAUACUUUUCAAGAAACAAAUAGAACUAGAAAUCGUAAACAUUAAUUGAGGGCAAGCUUGUCUUGUUUUUCUUCAUGGAAAUUUAAGCAAAAUUAAUUAAAACUAGAUAUCAUUGUGGUGGAAAGCAUCACAAAAUGGCCGGCUUUGAGUUAUGAUGGAUUUGCAAUCCUAAUGUGUAAUUUUUCAAUAGCUGUAGAAAAAAAAUAAAAGACUAGAAAACUGUCAAUUAUAUGAAAUUUUCUAACUUCAAGGUCCGUAACUCUUUAAAAAUAGGUAAAAAGAAAAAAAGCUCAGCCAUUGAUAUAAGUUCAUGUGUAGAUCCAAGUUUUCAAACGAAAAAGAUCGGUAAACUGUCAAAUCCCAAAAAAUCUGUUAUCUUUCAAAAAUGGGUCAAGAAAAUCCCAAAUCAAACUUUAAAUUUUCAUUUCAAUAGCUUCAGGGAUAGCCAGAUAUAAAAGUUCGGGAAACUGUCACGGUACGAGUCUUUAGUAAACGUCAUGACUGUCCCUUUUUCUUGGAAGGAUAUAAUUUAUGAUGUCGCGCAGGUGUUGCCAUAUGACAAUAUUUUAAAUUUUGAAGAAGAAAAAACCAAUGUAAAUAUUGUUAAAUGAAGUUUUUAGACCAUUGUAGUGAGGAAUUUGCCACAUUGCGAAUGAAAUUUUGACUCUAAAUUAAGGUGUAUUAUAACUAGGAACGACAACUCGAUCUGCAUGAGCUUCGGCUUUUCGGUUCAUCAAUGAUGGAGUCUCUAUUGCUCAAAGGUUACAACCAAGAAAGUUAAGUUACAGACAAACAAAGAGACGAACACUAGAAGCAAUAUCUCUCCAUCUAGGACAGGGUUGGGAGGAUAAUUAAAAGAACGUGUUGAAACACUUCAAAGAGCAGUGUAGUAGCAAGUGUCCUGUAGAACAAUAACGCCUUUUACAUGUAAAGGCAACGCCCACCAGACUGCCAACAGACUGGAAUAUGCUUGCGUAUUGGGUAUAAUUUGAACUUUUGAUCAAACAAAUUUUCCAUAGUUGUUAAAGAUUUGCAAUUUGACAGCAAGAACUUUGAAUGAUAUACACUCUUCUAAUUCUGCACAAGAUUUUGCAAAUAUAUAAUCGAUGUACUGAAAGAGAAUGGUGUUGAGCGUGUUUUAAAUGUUUUAUAUAAUUAUUUAAGGAGGUAAUUUAGUUAGGUAUAUAUAAAGAUCGACAAAUUUGAUUAAUAUAAUCGUAAUUUGAAAGUGUUUUUGUAUGCUUCCAGUAGUCUGAUUAGUAAUUAACUACCUUAGGCUUUACUUUCUGCAGACGCAAGGAAAUAAGGCUGUCAGCCCCCCCCCCCCCCUCUCUCUCUCUCUCUCUCUCUCUCUCUCUCUCUCUCUCACUCUCUCUCUCUCUCUCUGGUGACAUUUUGUAAAAGUUUGAAUAUAUUAUUCAGCAGUAAAGUUGUGGCAUGAGUGACCUUAAUUUGCUUGUCUGCUGUUCUUGUAUUUGUUUUGAUUAUUUUGUCUCAGCUUUUCGUGCGUGCUCGAUAUGGAAACGCUAACGUUAACCUUAGUUUGAUGAGGCGGGAAAUUUGAAUUAUUGAAAAUUUAGUAUCCCUUGAAAAUUUACGAUGAAAUGAAUUUUAACUGAAUUGAAGCCUCCAGCUUGCCUUCAGAUAUAUGUGGUUGAUUAUUUUUUUCAGUGAUGUUUUCAUUUUCUUGGCUAUGACAAAAUGUACUUGUUCUUUUCGCUGUAUUCACUGUACAUGUACGUGUUUCCACUUUUUUGAUUGACAUUAAUACUAAAUAUGAUGGAAUGAUUAACUUCUUACAAGGCCUUUUACUAACCAAUCUGUGUGACGAGGAUAGCGGAUGCCUUUACGAUUAUAUCAGGUGCAUUUGACACUAGGUUUGUCUUCCUGAAUGUAUGGUGAGAUAUUUUUAUUGGAGGGGAUACCUAAUGAGAAAGCUUUCACAGGAAAGACCAAGUACUGUGUCACAAAUCUAAAUCUUGGCGAGAUUUUACUUGCUAACAAAAGUUACACUGAUUUCUACAUAAAUUUAGACUCCAGUUAAAACCAAGCCAAAUUUCUAUGAUGCUUGUGUUUAUGUACAAAACAUCUAGUACCAUUAGUAGGAAACAUUCUUCUCUGUGAUAAUCAAAGGCAUUCGCUUCUUCCCGUGACUAACAGUUCUCGUUUUUUAACAUUGUGUAUUUUUAAUUAUCCUUUUGUUUCCGACAGACCAGAUCCAUUAUACCAAAGUUACCGAGUUUAAAUCUUGGCGGACAGUGAGCUUGCAUGGAACUUGUUAAUGCACAAUUCGACAUCCCAUCACUCAGCAUUCAAAAUGGCUUUCCUUUUGUCCAAGAACUUUUUCCCGAUUGGCUGUAACUGCUUUGCACAUCUUUUUGUGUCUGUCCUUGUUACCCGUAUGUUAUUCGCUGUAUGGUUUUAGGAUUUACACUCAGACUUAACUGCUGAAUAUAAAAUUAGAUUUGAUUAAAAGAAACAAAACAAAUCAGGCUGUAUGGUACGCCAGCUGAGGAGUAUUGUACGUUUAACAUGUAUAUUUCUUUUCAUAAUUUUCACUCAAUUUGUCGUAGUCGAUUCUCUGAAAUUUUCUCUCUCUUUUUUUUAAAGAAGUGGUUGAUAAAUUUGGGUGUCUUUUGGAAUACUUAUAGAUUUUUGUUAAAAAUGAAGAAAUAUACUUCUGAUGUCACGCUUGUUUACUCAAUUACAGAGUCGUAAACGGUUGGAGAUAAGAAAAGUGGCCGUUUGACCAGAAUGUGAUUUCUAAGACGACUGUGUGAAUGACUUAAAUCGGCUUCCAAUUCUCACCGGAAAAGCUCCGGAUUUUGUUUAGUUUUUAGUGUACCUGUUAAAUAUCACGAUAUUGCUAUCAAACAAAAAUUGUGUUAAGUCUAUGAAGAAAUUAAUCAUAUGCAGAUGCUUUAGUUUAAAUUUCUGUUUCCCACCCAAUAUUGAAUAGAUCCAUGAUCUUCAUUAUAUUCAAGAUCGCCAGUUCUUUAUGAGAGGUUAGUUAUGUCCUAGUGAGUGCAUUAUAUUUUGAUCGCUACUUUUGUUUAAUUAUAGAAAAAGACUGUGAUAAGCUCUAACAAAAACCAAAUGGAUCUUUUAGUGUACUGUGAUGUACUGCAGUAAAAUUUGACAAUAGAAAUGAAAAGAAGUCGUCACAGAGCAUUUUCAAUUUUCACUUGCUAUGAAUUGAUUUUCCUAUUUAAUUAAAAUUUGAUAUAUUUUUGUCGAAACAUAUCAAAAUCUCAGUACUGUAAUUGGCAUAUGGGGUUAUAUAUGACUUGCUAGAUUUUUGUAUCUUUAGAAUUACCAGUCAUCUUUGAAUUAGCUGUUUAUUUUUUCAGAUUUAGAAAUAGCUGUUACUGUGUUUUGUGGUGCUACCGUAGUAGUCAGUUUGUUCUGGGGCAUUCAGAGUGCAAUUCUCCAUCGCAGAAGUGCACUAAUUAAUUUAUACAUUAUUCAAUCGCGAAUUCCGUAUAUAUCUUGGUGACUGAAAAAGUGUUGGCCAAAUGUGAGUACAUUUGAUUAAGUUUUCAUGCAGAGUAUCGCACUAGUAACUUACCAUUGGUACAAACGAAAAGGGGGAUAUACAUUGCACUCCAUAUAGUGCGAUUAAAAGUAUUAUUCUCUGAAAAUUUCAAAAUUGCUGCACAACGAAUAUAGGUCAUCUUGUAUGUGUCAUUGCUAAGGAACAUCUUUUGGGACCAAGGGUUUUGCAAUAAUUACUUUUUAUUUAAAGUGAGUUCCUGGGUUUUAUUUGUAUCAAUAACGAUAUUCAGAUUUUUCUCGGUAAUUUGAAAAGAAAAUAUGAUUUUCAUGGAUAUCAUUUUCUUAUGUAGAAUUAUGUUAGUAGUAGUCAGUCUUUCUCUAUUUCCUGAAAAAAAGAAAAACAAACAUCUUUAUGCAAACCUUUUAUGGAAUCGUUUAGCAAGUCGUAAGUUGGGCGAUUCUUACCUAAAUGAAGUAUUACUUUUUUCAGCCAAAUUUAGUGAAUUUAUAUGAAAGACGGAAAAUCAAUUUAAUGAUACCAAAGAUAUGAAGUGUUGGGUUCUGACACUCGUAAUACCAGAGAUGAAUGGUCACUAAAAACUCCAAUGCACGGUAUUUUUCUGUGAUUUUACAUUAAAUACUAUAUUUCAUACUAAAUAUUAUAACCAUGCAUUUAAAUUUUCAAAAUUAUGUAUAGUUGCGUUUUUGAAUAAUUGAUAAAUAUAUAUAUAUAUAUAAUUUGUUAUUAUGUCGAAAGAACAUUGCUAGGGAUAGAAAAGGGGCCGGGUAAACAAAAUGGAAGUUUAAAUUUUUUUUAAUAUCAUUUGUAUAUCUUGAGUGAAUUAUUCAAUCAGAUUGCUAAAGUAAAAUAUCCAUUAUGAAUAAUCAAUGGCGGUACAUGCAUCACAUUUUUUACCAUGACAUGGACGAUUUUGGUCGUGUCUUUUUUCAAAAUUUUUCGUCUUUUUAAACUUUAAACUUUGUCAUAACUUUUGAACUAUACGAUAUAGAUGCCUUACUUAAAAAACAUAAAGUUCAUGGUCAUUAUAAAUCACUGGCCAAUGUCAAAUUCUCACUGACCAAGGUCAAAUUUGUCGCAAUUAAUACUGACUUUUGCACGGUCGGUUUUAAAUUAAAAUGAGAAGAAGAAAAAACUUCUGAAUAAGAUAUUGUAAUCGGUUCAAGUUUUUAAAAAAAACGAAUUUUAGAAAAUGGAUAGAGUAUAUAAAUAAAAUUGAUUUUUUUUAGAUGAUGAAAGGUAUACGGCCCUGACAGGAGUAGUUGUUAUAUAUCUGUUUAGUUGGUGCUAAUGAUUGUUUAUAGAGAGUUAUAUUAUGAGUGUCAAUGUAACUCUUCAUCUUGAAUACAAUGUAGAUAUUUCUCAUUCAAAAGAUGGAUACAAAUGACCAGUGGCCCUUGCUACGUUUUUACAGAAUUCCUCGAGGGUGAUGUUAGGUCACGUGUCUCAAUGUUUUGUACAACAUUCAUGAAGGGUAGUUAGCUUAGACGUGCAGCAUCCAUUACACGUAUGUUAUUAGUGUCCGUGUAACUCGUCUUUGACCAUAUCAUGUUGAUAACUGGAUGUCUGUAUAUAUCUAAUACCUGUAUAUAAGUGUAUAUCUAGAAACAGUUGAGUGGGAUUCUAUAUAUGUGAAUGUAUUUAAAGUGAAUGUAUUUAAAACGUGUAUUUUUGCAACGAGUAUACAGUUGGUAUUGUUACAUUGUUUUGAAGAGAUUGUCAAGACUACCCAUGUUCAUCAUUGAUAAUCUCCCUUGUCGGCGGUUCUGUUGGGAAAUAUUGAAUUUCUACAGAAAAUGUCCGCUGCCUAUUGUGCGAAUUUUUUUUAUUAUUAUUAUUUUUAUUUUUUUUAGAGAAACUAAAUAAAAAAUUGCAAAUUCUUCAUAAUCCAAAAUCGAACAGGUUUUAGUUUUGUAUUGUAAGAUUUAAGUAGUACAUGGCAAAUGAAUCCAGUUAAUGGACUUUUUGUUUAACUUUUUGUGAAUUGGUGGUGACGCCUACAGAUAUUGGAAUCCGCAAUGACCAUGGCGUUCCAGCAUCUGUUGUGUGUGUGUCACUGAAAUGAAGAAAUGUGUACUGCUUGUUGAAUUUGUUAUCAAUCAGAAGGAAACCAUGGUUAGAUCUAGAGCCAGAGAAAUAUGUCAACGUGAAUGGGUGGAAAAGAAUGGAAAGAUUUUUUCUUCUUCUCCGAAUGGUUGACAGAGCGCAUGAUGUCAGAAAUUAAAAGACUUGAGUCCAUUUCAUCAUCAUUUAAUAAUUUAAGAUGGAGAAUCCUCUGCAUAUGAUCUUCAAAUUAUCUGUUCUAUUUUUUUCUUUCUAAUAUACAUAUGUAACGUUAUAUUUGUUUGAUAAUUUAUUAUUAUGGUGAUUUUUUCCGGGACGGAGGAGAUUACUGUCAGUGAUAGCAAUAAAGUUACCAAUAAGA